CAAGUUACCAGAUAGACCGGAUAAGCCCCCACCCCUGUUUCGUAGCAGUCGUAUAAACCAGACUCGCUUCGGUCCAGAACAACUGCAGCCUGUUCAUCUGCUUCUCGGACAGACGGACCUGCUACAACUGGUUGGUGUGAGGAGUCAAGCCAUCAGUGGGAAUCUCCGCCUGCUCCCUGCCAUUUACGACACGAGGAAGAAUCUUAAGGAAAGAGGACUCAAGGAAACACCUUGUAAGAGAAACGAGACGCCCUUUCCUCACAGACAUCAUCUGACGCAAGAUGGCAGCAGGUCUUCAUUUCAUUGUGGUCCUCUGUCUGACCAGUGGACUCUGGAUUGGAGAAAAUGUGAAUGGUGCAGAAAAAGGAGGUAGAGACUGUGUGACCUGCCCUUCGGGUUGGACUAUGUUCAGAGAUCGCUGUUACCUGUUCCAGGACGCUGAGAAGGACUGGGUUGAAGCAGAGAGGUACUGUACCUCUCGGGAUGGAAAUCUGGCCUCGCUCCCAAAUGGAGCGGUGUACGACUUCAUCAGAAAGAUGAUUUACAGAGCGACAAACUCACAUAAGACAACUUGGGUUGGAGGCUAUGAUGCAGUAAAGGAGGGUGUGUGGCUGUGGAGUGAUGGCUCCAAGUUUGACUUCAAAGGCUGGGCCAAGGGGGAGCCUAACAACAGUGGAGAAGAACACUGCAUGGAGAUUAACAGCGACGGAAAAGAUUAUGUCAACGACUUCAAGUGUGCAGCGCAGAGAUCUUUCGUUUGUGCCAGAAACCCUUAACAAUCCCGAAACGUCUGACAUGAGGACGAGUCACUUCUGCCAGGAUGUCAGGCCUCGAUGACAUCACUGCUGGAAGAUCUAUUGACGACUCUGAUGUAAUUUCAAAUUAAUCAAUAAAUAUAUGUGGUCCCUC
Messenger RNA from Xiphias gladius (swordfish), 909 nucleotides. RefSeq names its product galactose-specific lectin nattectin-like. The transcript has 9 exons. NCBI's taxonomy places the organism in Eukaryota, Metazoa, Chordata, Actinopteri, Istiophoriformes, Xiphiidae. Bases 282 to 776 code for a protein of 164 amino acids. The record is from RefSeq and is a predicted model, not a curated record.